Molecule: messenger RNA, 1082 nt
Organism: Ochotona curzoniae (black-lipped pika)
Lineage: Eukaryota; Metazoa; Chordata; Mammalia; Lagomorpha; Ochotonidae
Gene: HTR5A
Product: 5-hydroxytryptamine receptor 5A
Exons: 2
Coding region: 8-1081 (357 amino acids)
Biological process (GO): G protein-coupled receptor signaling pathway, coupled to cyclic nucleotide second messenger; chemical synaptic transmission
Cellular component (GO): plasma membrane; dendrite
Molecular function (GO): G protein-coupled serotonin receptor activity; neurotransmitter receptor activity
Source: RefSeq, a predicted model, not a curated record
CUCAGAGAUGGAUUUGCCUGCGAACUUAACUUCGUGUUCCCUUGUCACCUCCUCGCCUUUGGAGAACAACCGUAGCCUUGGCACAGAAGACCUGCGUCCCAGUCCACACCUCGUCUCUGUUUUCGGUGUGCUUGUUCUGACUUUGCUGGGCUUUCUGGUAGCGGCUACGUUCGCAUGGAACCUGCUGGUGCUGGCGACCAUCUUCCGCGUACGCACCUUCCAUCGAGUGCCACACAACCUGGUUGCUUCCAUGGCCGUUUCGGAUGUGCUGGUGGCCGCGCUGGUCAUGCCGCUGAGCCUGGUGCACGAGCUGUCAGGGCGCCGCUGGCAGCUGGGCCGCCGGUUGUGCCAGCUGUGGAUCGCGUGCGAUGUGCUCUGCUGCACCGCCAGCAUCUGGAACGUGACAGCCAUCGCCCUGGACCGCUACUGGUCCAUCACCCGCCACUUGGAAUACACGCUCCGCGCCCGCAAGCGCAUCUCCAACGUGAUGAUUGCACUCACUUGGGCGCUCUCUGCUGUCAUCUCUCUGGCCCCGCUGCUUUUCGGCUGGGGGGAGACGUACUCUGAGGGCAGCGAGGAGUGUCAAGUCAGCCGUGAGCCCUCCUACACCGUGUUUUCCACGGUGGGCGCCUUCUACCUGCCACUCUGCGUGGUGCUGUUUGUGUACUGGAAGAUCUACAAGGCUGCCAAGUUCCGCGUGGGCUCCAGGAAGAUCAACAGCGUGUCGCCUGUAUCUGAAGCUGUGGAGGUGAAGGAUUCCGCCCAGCAGCCCCAGAUGGCAUUCACUGUCCGCCAUGCCACGGUUACCUUCCAGACUGAAGGGGACACGUGGAGAGAACAGAAGGAUCAGAGAGCGGCUCUCAUGGUGGGCAUUCUCAUUGGGGUGUUCGUGCUCUGCUGGAUCCCCUUCUUCAUCACGGAGCUCAUCAGUCCCCUCUGCUCCUGUGACAUCCCUGCCAUCUGGAAAAGCAUUUUCCUUUGGCUUGGCUACUCCAACUCCUUUUUUAACCCCCUCAUCUACACAGCCUUCAACAAAAACUACAGCAGUGCCUUCAAGAACUUCUUUUCUAGACAACAUUGAG